AUGUUGUCAGCGAAGGCAGUGCUCGCACUCCUUAGGGAUUCUAAUGAAUCCGUAAUUCUGUUUGCACUCAAGCGUUUAGUUGAUCUGAUGGACACUUUCUGGUGUGAGGUGGCCGCGGAUUUACCACUUAUUGAGGAACUUCAAGAGUCUGAGAACUUGAGCCUCAAAACCCGUAAGCUGGCGGCUCUGGUGACUUCGCAGGUGUAUUUUCACCUCGGUGCCUACGACGACUCUGUGCACCACGCCCUACAGGCAGGGGAGGCCUUUGAUGGAAUGCCAAGGUCUCUCUUCACGGAUACCAUUCUGAGCCGUUGCAUUGACCAAUACAUCGAGCAGCAGGAGCUGAAGGAAGGGGAGCCUCAGAAGACCGAUCCACGUCUUGAAACCCUUUUUGUAAGCUUGACAAAGCAGUGGGUUCAGAAUGACGAUAGUAUGGAUGAGGCAAAGGAACUUGUCGGCUUGACUAUUCUUGCCCGGCGACUCGAUUUUCUGGAAAUCGUUCUGAAGGAAUGCCUCAGUCGAAACGGAUCUUCGGACAUCCUAAACUUUACCUUCAACACGGCGAAUGUAUUAUUGCGGGAUAUCGGAUUUCGUCGCAAGAUUCUUCUUCUUCUGUCGGUUCUAUACACGAAAGGGGUUGAACGCGUGGAUUAUUUCUCGAUGGUUCAGUGCUUGCUCUUCCUUUCUGAUACCUCUGCCACAGCAGUUCUGAUUCGUGGUUUGAUCGAGGAUGGAAACACGAUGAUGGCUUAUCAGCUCGCAUUUGACCUAUUUGAGCACGGCAGUCAAGACUUCUUGUCUGUGCUUGUGAAAGAGCUUGAAAAGGAUUCUGGUAUAGCAAAUUCCCCUGAUGACAAUGCCGCCGUGGUUGCAGCUGAAACUACGGCAGCAGAAAAUGAAAAAGGGGCUGACGUCGACCCUGCAGAGUCGGUGCAGCCACCUGCCACGGAUAAAGCGGUAGACCCUGUCCAGCGCAACUUGAUAGCAAUUCUUUGUGGUGAGGUAACGUCGAAGCUCUACCUAAAGUUUAUGUACUCCCGCUGUGUCGCAGACGUCCACAUUCUGAAUCUGAUCAAGAAGCGAAUCGAUCCGAAGAAGUCGAUCCUGCACAACGCCACGGUGAUGGCGCACGCUUUGAUGUACAGCGGCACGACCAUUGACGGCUUCCUACGCGAUAACACCGCCUGGCUGGCGCGGGCAGAUUAUUGGGCGAAGUUCACCGCCACCGCCUCGGUAGGGGUGAUCCACCGUGGCCACACCGGGGAGGCGAUGAAGCUGCUCGAUCCCUACCUGCCCAAGGGCAGCCUGCCGGCCUUGCCAUACCAAGAGGGCGGCUCGCUUUACGCAUUGGGGCUUAUUUAUUCCCCCCUGGGUCUUUUAAGGGACCAUAAGGUGGUCGACUAUCUCACCGAGAACCUUCGAAAAUAUUCAGAUAAAGCACAGAUGGUGCACGGCGCCUCCCUUGGCCUUGGCCUCGCCGCGAUGGGGCUUCAGGAUGAGAAUAUCUUCGACACCCUUUUUACCUGCGUAACUGGCAGUGAUGCCGUGGGUGGCGAGGGCGCCGCGGUCGGGAUUGGGAUGCUGCACAUGGGCAGUGGCAACUACUCCGUCAUCACCAGCUUGAAAAAUGUGGCGAACGAGGAGAUGCAGAAGGAGAAGGUCAUUCGGGGGGCUUGUAUGGCUAUGGCCCUCAUCAACCUCGGCCGUGAGAACGAGGCGCUGGGUCUGGCAAAUGAGUUGCUGGAAAGCGGGGACCCGUGGAUUCGGCUGGGGGGGUGCUUUGUCCUCGGCAUGGCCUACGCUGGCACCGAAAACACCACCGCCAUUGGUCGUCUCUUGCAGGUGACGGUGAAGGACACUUCGGACGAUGUCCGCCGUAAUGCCGCGAUGAUGGUGGGGUUUCUCUCUUUUAAGGACCCUGCCCUAUGCCUCUGUCUCGUCCGGAUUCUUGUGGAUAGCUACAACCCACACAUUCGUUAUGGGGUUGCCAUGGCCCUGGGCGUGUGUGCCGCCGGUACGGGGCACUCCGACAUUAUUAACGUGCUUUGGGAGAUGAAAGACGACCUCAGUGAUCUCGUCCGACAGGGCGUGAUCAUCGCCCUUGCCCUCGUCAUGACUCAACUGACGGAAUAUGAGAACCCGAAGGUUAAGGAAUUCCGCCAACUCUUGGAGGCUAAGAUCAGCGACCGCCGAGAGACGCUAUGCAUCAAGUUCGGCUGCAUCCUGGCCUCCGGGCUAUUGGACUGCGGUGGCCGAAAUUGCACCUUCGCCCUGCACCGGGAUCGGCAUCGUAUGGAUAAGGCCGUGGCGGGUAUGUUCUUCUUUACCCAGUACUGGUACUGGUACCCGUAUGUGCUCAUGGUAUCCUUGGCGAUGCAGCCCACCUGUUUUAUCGGUCUUAACUACAACCUGGAGAUGCCGAAUUACACCUUCCGCUCGAACGCCCCGCCGCACCACUACGCGGUCCCGAAGUCCAUCCAGCAGGAGAAGAAGGAGAUCAAGCUAUCCGGUGUCCAGGCCGUGGUCCUCUCGACGACGCGAAAGGAGGAAGAGCUGCAGCGCCAACGCCGUGGAAAGCAAUCCCAGUCGGGGGCUGGGGAGGAUGCCAAGACCACGACGGAGUCCGCCCCUGCUGAAGGGGCCUCAGAGGCCACAGGGGCGGACCCGAAGGCCGUCGCCAACGCCGAAUCGGACGGGAAAGGGGAGCCACCGGAAGCGGCCUAUGAGAUCCUCCACAACCCCGCCCGUGUGACGGCCCAUCAGUUCGCCGUCGUUUCCCACACCGUUGACGGACGCUACGUUCCGCUCAAGGCGAACCCUAUUGGGGUCUGUAUGUUGCGGGAUACGAAGCCAUUCAUUGGGCAGCAGGAGGCGUUUGUGGCGAUCGACCUGGAUAACGGGGACGCGCCGCCGCCUAAGCCAUUCAAGUAUCCUUAG
Molecule: messenger RNA, 2937 nt
Organism: Phytomonas sp. EM1
Lineage: Eukaryota; Euglenozoa; Kinetoplastea; Trypanosomatida; Trypanosomatidae
Source: the annotation of a GenBank genome assembly